This is a messenger RNA of Sphaerodactylus townsendi, 2895 nucleotides long. RefSeq names its product DNA polymerase eta (gene POLH). Gene Ontology annotation, molecular function: DNA-directed DNA polymerase activity; damaged DNA binding. Lineage: Eukaryota; Metazoa; Chordata; Lepidosauria; Squamata; Sphaerodactylidae. Bases 174 to 2264 code for a protein of 696 amino acids. Gene Ontology annotation, biological process: error-prone translesion synthesis; response to radiation. Gene Ontology annotation, cellular component: nucleus; site of double-strand break; replication fork. The transcript has 10 exons. The record is from RefSeq and is a predicted model, not a curated record.
GUUCGAAGGAAGCAUGCUGGGGGUUGUGAGCGCUUCUUCCUUUGCAGCAGCAGUGAGGGCGGGAAUCGAGAGAAGUUUGGGCACCCACCGAUCCAAACCGCAUCUCUCACGUUUAAACUGCAAAUGUGACAAUCCCCUUGUACGGACCGAGUAGUGGACUUGCGUGGUCCGUCAUGUCUCGCGGGCGGGACCGAGUGGUGGCGUUGGCGGACAUGGACUGUUUUUACAUACAGGUGGAGCAGCGCUUUGAUCCUAGUCUGCGCGGCAAGCCGUGCGCCGUGGUGCAGUACAAGACGUGGAAAGGCGGCGGAAUAAUUGCUGUGAGCUAUGAAGCUCGUGCUUUUGGAGUUACCAGGAACAUGUGGGCUUCUGAUGCUAAGAAGCUGUGCCCAGACCUUCUGUUAGCUCGAGUGCCAGAGGCUCACGGCAAAGCGGAUCUCACUAAGUACCGAGAAGCAAGUGCUGAGGUGAUGGAAGUGAUGUCCCGCUUUGCAGUGAUCGAGCGUGCCAGCAUUGAUGAGGCUUACAUGGACUUAACUAAGGCUGUGCAGGAAAGGCUUCAGAAAAUGAAAGGACAACCAAUAGCAGCAGAACAGUUGGCAACUACCUAUAUCCAGGGACUGCCAGAGACCUCUGUGGCGGAAGAGCAUACAGAGAACAAUGAAGAACUACGGCAACGUGGGUUGUGCCAGUGGCUCGAGUUGUUGCCUGUUGGAGAUCCUAGCAGUCCUGAGCUGCAGCUAACUUUGGGAGCAAUAAUUAUGGAAGAAAUGAGGGCAGCUGUGGAAUCUGCCACUGGAUUUAGGUGUUCAGUUGGAAUUUCUCACAACAAGGUAUUAGCAAAACUGGCCUGUGGCCUCAACAAGCCCAAUCGGCAGACUCUGGUAUCUCAAGAUUCUGUCCCUAAACUGUUUAGCAAGAUGCCAGUCAGCAACAUCCGCAGUCUUGGAGGGAAGCUAGGUGCUUCCAUCACUGAACUCCUAGGAGUGGAGUACAUCGGACAGUUGGUUGAGUUCAGUAAAUCAAAGCUUCAGAUGCACUUCGGAGAUAAGACUGGCUCCUGGUUAUAUGACCUAUGUAGAGGGAUUGAGCAUGAACCUGUAAAACCUAGAGAAUUGCCAAAAUCCAUUGGCUGUAGUAAGAACUUUCGUGGAAAAACAGCUUUGAUUACUCAGAGACAGGUGCAACAUUGGCUUCUGCAGCUGGCCUUGGAGCUGGAAGAGAGGCUUAAGAAGGACCAAGACCAAAACAAUCGAGUAGCUAAACUGCUGACUACUGGCAUCCGCCUGCAGGGUGGUAAAUAUGCUAGUGGUCUAUCCCGCUGCUGUGCCCUGUCCCAUUAUGAUUCUCAGAAAAUCAGCAGAGAUGCGUUCGCUGUCAUCCAGAAUUACAAUACAGCUGGAGGCCAGCAGACUGCAUGGUCUCCUCCAAUCACGCUUCUCCAACUUUCUGCAAGCAAGUUUUCAGAGGUUGCCACGCUAUCCUCUGCUGACAUUACUACUUUCCUGAGUACAGACAGCAAGUAUACCCAGCCCAAUAGUAUCUGUACAACUAGCCCAAAGGCCAAGUCUCUUAGAAGCCCCCUAAAGGAGACCAGCAAGAAGGCUGGGAAUACGAUUCAGAUGCUGUUCCAGAGGGCAGAAGAAAAGAAACAAGCUCAAACUACAACUGUGUCCUGUUCUUCUGGGGUUACUGAAGCAAAUGCAAUACCAUCAGUAGCAUCCAUUUCAUGGCCUGAAGAAUUAAUUCCCGUUAACCGGCAGAUUGCAAAUGAUCUUCUGGAACAAAGCAUCCCCAGGAGGAACUCUGACUUCCAGUGCCAGCCCUGUGUAGAACAGUCUUUGUGCAGCUCUGAUGCAGGACCAGCAGAGGCCACUGUGCUUAGUGAAGUUAACACUGCACUUGUACAAACAGGGGUGCUCAAGGCCUCUUCAGAGCAACCUGAUCUGGGGAAAGAAAAGAGUGUGCCACUUGCGGUUGGAUUUUUCCAAGAGAAAACUGUUUCUGGGGACCAAAUCAAGUGUGAAAAGUGUAAACAAGAGGUGUUGGUGUGGGAUUAUCCAGAGCAUUUAGACUAUCACUUUGCUGUGGAACUGCAGGACAUGCUCUUGGAACCCAGCCCUGUCAGGUUAACAGGGGCUGUUAGCAGCUCUCCAGUUAAGGGCAAGAGUAAACCAAGGACACCCACAGCCUCCAGUGCCAAACGGGCAAGGAAAGACAUAGCUGGGACUUUGUUUUCGUUUUUCAAGCGUCUUCCUUCUUAGACUGACAUUUACCUGGACAGCUGAAGCCUUAUCUCAGAGAAAGAAGGUGAACCUUUGAAUUCUGUGUCCCAUCUUUUAAAAAUAUGACUAAUAAAUUAUUCCCAGCUGGUGUUCUUUAGAGCGUCAGGAACUGCAAAAGAUAGUUACCUUAACUGUACCUUUUGCCUGUCUCACGAUUAAACUUUAUGAUGAAAUACAAUAAACACUGUUUUUAAAUUUGCUAUGGUCUGCUGAUGCUCUUGAGAUCAGCUGGAUCUGUGUGGCCAGCUACAUAAUUGAAGAAAACAAGAAGUGUUGGUCACUCCCAUUUUGACUUCUGCAAGAAUACAGAUUCUCUGAUAAAGUAUGUGUUGCAUUAGCCUUGUGUUGGCAACAGAUUUUACAGGGUAUUUGCCAUUGCCUGCCUCUCCAUAGUGACACUGGACUUCCUUGGUGGUUUCCCAUCCAAAUACUAACCAGGCCUGAUGCUGCUUAGCUUCUGAGAUCUGACAAAAUCAGGCUAGCUUGGGCCAUCCAAGUCAGGACAGAGGCACUUUACAUCCCCUAAUGUUGUUAUUCUCCAAGCAUCUGUUGAUGAGCUGUAAUUCACAGAAGUCUAUGUGGGAAUAAAUGUUCUGUCUUUAAUGAGCCA